Messenger RNA from Colias croceus (clouded yellow), 2960 nucleotides. RefSeq lists its product as uncharacterized. Gene Ontology annotation, molecular function: zinc ion binding. Bases 261 to 2348 code for a protein of 695 amino acids. The record is from RefSeq and is a predicted model, not a curated record. Lineage: Eukaryota; Metazoa; Arthropoda; Insecta; Lepidoptera; Pieridae. The transcript is spliced from 15 exons.
GAGUUGUCCUUUUCGCACAGAUUUUUCUCAUUUUAACGCUAUCAAAACAAUAAAUACUGUUUAUCAAACUCUCAAAAUGCUAAAGUACGGCAUAUAAUAGCAUAAAAAAUUAUAUUUUGUGCGAUUUUAAACAUAACUGUCUAGACAAUGGCCCAAACUGGGCGAGGCAUAUUUGUCCCAAUAAUUCAGGGCAUGUGUGAAAUAUUUCAGUGUGAUAUUUCCGUGUUUUAGAGUGAGUGCGUUAGAUUAAAUAAAUUAAAAUGGACAAGAAAAAUAAGAAGAAAACUGUGAUUAAACGCAAAAGUGAUGAUACGGUGGAAAGUGAGAAAAAACCAAAGAUAAUGGUGAACCGCGCGAAAAUCGAAGAGGAGAAGGAGAAGGUGGAGGUUGUGAAUCAAGUUGUCGAGGUUCCCGUAGAGCAGGGUCAGCAGAUCGUCCACACGGGGCAAUUGGUGGAAGGGAACUUUGAGCAACCUGUAUUUGUUAACAUGAAGGGAGAACCAAUCCAAUUGGGGCCAAAUACAGUGAUACUGUACGAACAAAGCGGGAACCCUUCGAAUUUCGCGUUCGGUGGAAUGUGGUCCAUGGACUCCUCGGGUCGUAUUGUUAUGGCAGACACUAUUUAUGACGUCAAGGGAGAGCCAGAGGAGGAAGGCAACUCUUUCGUUCAGAGCGCGAACGAUGUCAACAAUCAACAUGUAGAAGAGACAAGCAACACAUACCAGCAGUUUGAGAUAAACAGCAACAACCAAGUAGAUGCUCCCCAGGAGUAUGAAGUGGCGAUCAUUGAAAACACAGAAGACGCAAGUGAGAGGUCAGAUUCCCAAGUGAUAACUACGGAGACACAACUGGUAGGAACCGGCGCGAACGCGGUGCGCUGGCUCAACCAGAAGUUCGACUUUGUUGUGCGAAAACUGCAGUUGAACUAUGAUGCCGGUGUGAAGCUGCUGCACUCUCCAUCGGGAUGUAUACAGUGCGUUUAUUUCACGACGCCAAACAUGCAGAUGGCAUUUAAUGCAGUACCACAGUUCCUUUGUAUUGAGACAGGCAUAGAGUUCAACACGGCCAUACCGAUGGUCGGCGGGACGGGCAAUCCCAGUAUAAAGCAUAAUGUCACGUUGUUCCUAGCCGAGGAUGGCAACGGGAAAUCUGUUAUUGUAAGCGGCGGUAUAUCAACAUUGAUAGGCGAAGAUCUCACUUGGCUGUUGGAUACAUUUAAAUCUUGCAAUCCCGCGUGGAGACAGGUGCGGUGCGUUGUAUGCGACCCCACUAAGAACCAUCAGUCGGUGAGCGCGGCGUUCCCCGCGGCGCACACGUCGUGCUCGGUGUGGCAGGCGGCGCGCGCGCUGGGCCGGCUCGCCGCAGCGGCCGCCCGCGCCGACGGCGGCGCCGCGCUCGCGCCGCACGACUGCGCCGCGCGCGCCAAGACCUACGCGCUGGCGCUGCUGCGCGGCGACCACACGCCCGCGCAGCUGCAGGUAUUAAAACGCGGUAUAAUCGGCACGGGCGCAGGCACGCUGCGGCUGUGGGAGCUGCUCACGCGGCCCGGCGAAGCUGUGGCCAAGUUCGACUCGUGGCUCGAGCAGGACAACUACACCAACAUACUGCACAAGGGUCUAGAGCGUCUGGUGGGCAAGUUCAACAGCGCGAUACGCAACUACAUGCAGCCGGACGACUUUGUGUCCCUGUUCUUCAACGUGGCCAAUCAACUGGAGGAAGAGAGACGGACGUUCUCGUUGAAUAGACUGCGGGAGACGGAAUCGCUAAAGCUCUCGCCUACGGACACGAUUACGCAGUACGCGUACAAUUUAAUGAGCCACCAGACAAAGUUGGCGCAGAAGUGUCUCGACGACAGAGCCGGCAGAAGACACAGCAGCGCGGCGAUAUGCAAGUACGGCACGUCGACGCAGGAGUGCUCGUGCCUGUUCAGCAAGGUGUACCGGCUGCCGUGCCGACACAUACUGAUGCUCACCACUGAGCUCAAGGUGAAAACGCACAUACCGUUCGAGCCCCGAUGGACGGUACAACACUGUCUGUUUGGCUGCGAGAACACCGGGAACACGCCCAGCACUACCACAGCAAACACGGGCUAUAUGGAACAGGUGGUCGUGGAGGCGGAAGGUUCUAGAACGGCUCUACAACAACCUCAGCAGAUGCAUCCGGUGGGCGGUGUAAGACAACAGCAGUACGUAUUAGCGACGCCCGGACAAACGGCGACUCCUGUCUCGCAGGUGAUAUUCUGCGGCGGUAGUGUCGGUGGCGUCGGUGGCGUGGGCGGUGCGCCUGUCAUUACUAGCGUGCUGCCCGCCGGUGGUGCUGUACUUACUCCGCACCAUGUUCAUCAAUGAGGGGGAAGGAAAAUGGGGGGCAAAACACCCAAAAAGAAUAAGGGGGAUGCAAAAGACCAAUGAAGGAGGAGGAGGGGGUCUGAAGUGAUAUAGUGCUGGGGGAAAGUGAUACAAUGUGGAGGAAGGGAGACAGUGCACCGGAAAGUGACAUAGUGUGGGGAGGCGUAGAUAUUGUGGAGGGAAGUGACAUUAUUUAGGGAGAAGGUGAUAUAGUGCAGGAGGAAAUGAUACAGUGUCCUAAUGUUGAAAACAGCAAAAGAUGGAGGGUUGUGUUUCGGCUGUGUGGUGUGGAGAGAUGUGUUGUGAUAUUCCCGCCUGUUAUCAUGAGUUUGCUGUUACAUUGUCGGAGAAGUGAUAUAGUGUGGCAAUAAGAGAGAGUGUGCGGGGACAUAAUAGUGAAUUCAGCAAGAUGUAGUUGAUAUUUGCUGACUUCAGUAUCCACUAAAUUUGACUUCACAAAGAGAAGGAAAUUGUCUGUCAGUUUUGGAACAGUAAACGACCAACCUAUGAAUUGGAAAUUUUGUGAACUGAAUGUAUAUUGUAUAGUGCGAAAGUGUGAGAGCAAAAAGAUGUAACUAAAUCGACUUUGAGUAAAUUUGGACUAUUAGUGAA